This is a messenger RNA of Asterias rubens (European starfish), 1871 nucleotides long. RefSeq names its product interferon alpha-inducible protein 27-like protein 2A. Gene Ontology annotation, biological process: apoptotic signaling pathway. The transcript is spliced from 3 exons. The record is from RefSeq and is a predicted model, not a curated record. Gene Ontology annotation, cellular component: membrane; mitochondrion. The coding region runs from base 229 to 651 and encodes 140 amino acids. Lineage: Eukaryota; Metazoa; Echinodermata; Asteroidea; Forcipulatida; Asteriidae.
ACAGUUGUUUGUUUAUUGAUUUCUGUCCUUAAUAACGAAGGGACGAAAAUUACUGAUUAACGCGCUCAACAGAUUUCAGCACGAGACUUCUUCUAAUAUUUCUCACGAGUGGAAUUUCUCACAAGGGGAUUUCCCUUUUUAGAUGCAUAAUAGCAGGUGUGCAGCGUGCUUUGUCAUUGUGGUGUGAUCAGUUCUUUUCCUUCGUCCAUGAGUUAAUAAACGCAGGACAUGAUGGUGAAACUUGAAACGAAGGGCAAGCUCAUUCUCAUUUUACUCAUCCUGAGCAUUACUAAUACUAGUGCAAGAAGACGGGGGAGGCACAGGGAAGAAAGUGAUGGCUUCUCUUUAGGUGGUCUCCUAGCAAUGGGUUUAUUCGGAAUAGGUGCUGUAGUCGCAGCUCCAGUUGUACUCGCAGGUGCAGGAUUUACAGCGGGUGGAAUAGCAGCAGGAUCCAUUGCAUCAGGCAUGAUGUCUACUGCAGCAAUUGCAAAUGGUGGCGCUAUUGCAGCAGGAAGUACAGUGGCUGUUCUGCAGUCAGUUGGAGCUGCAGGGUUAGGAGCUGCAGGUGCUGCUGCAGUUGGUAGUGCUGGUGCAGCAGUAGGGGCUGCUGCUGUUGCUGCAAUCAACCAAGAUGAGGAUGAGGAUGAAUGAUUCGGAUUAAAUGAAAGCAAACUGUGUUUGUUUUUACUUAAGUAAGAAUUUCUAGUAGAUUUAAGGAACUUUCAUUUUCAGUACAGUAGACUUUUGGCCAAUGAAUCAAUGCUUAGCUUUCGCAGCAUAAACUUUUAAAAGAGAAAGUGUAAAGAAAAGCUUAUUAAAUUUGAUUAAAGCCCAUGGGCAACAUUGUUAACUACCAAUGACCAGUAUCGGCAUUUAAUUUUAAUGUGACCCAAGUCACAAAACAUAGUUACAUUGAAUAACUAAUCAUUAUUUUAUUAGCCAUAGAGUUAACCCUAACCAAGUUACAUUUCACUCAAACAGCAGAUUUUACUCCCCGUUUCAACUAAUGUUGAAUUGCUUAUAAAUGAAAUAUGCUGCACCUGACUAAUAGAUUGCUUUAGUUUGAUUAAUUUCAUAAUCUGAACUUAGAAGAUUUCUAAAAUCUUCACAUGUGAUCUGAUUUAUAAGGAUGACUGUGAAUUUUUAAUGCAUUUGUUUCAGACUUUGUGUUUGGCAUUUGUGGUUUGUCUCUUUCAAUGAUUCUGUGCUAGAUUUCAGUAUAAACUUAAAGGAAAGGUAAACGUUUGGGAAUCACUCGUUUGGCAAUUUAAUUAUUGGCAAUAAAAACUGUUGGUUAAAAGCCUACAGGGGUUUACGGUUAGUAUAAAGCAUUCUGAGAGACAUUUCACUUCUAAGAUGUGGUUAAUAAAAUUUAUCAGUUUUUAAUCUCAAAAAUAAAAAUCUGAGAAGCGUUAUUGCAGUAACACUCCUCAGUUUGGGUGAAGCGUUAUUGCAAUAAGACUCCUCAGUUUGGGUGUUAUUGUUUGGGAUUAUUCUUCCCGAUUUAGAUUUUCGGCGAUAUCUUGUACAUUUUGAGCUUUGGUUUUUCCUUUAAGAAUGACAAAGAUCUACCUGGGUGUUAUAUAAAACAAAAAAAUACGUCUUUUGUAUUCUUACAAUGGAGAGAAUAUUUAAUUCGAUGAAAGGUGGAAUGUUCCAUUCAACUCGACUUCACCUCAUUGGUUUGAACAUUCCAUCAUUCAAUAACUUAAUUCUCAUCAUUGCACGAAUGCAAACAAUCGUUAUUUGUUAAAGUGAACACUUUAGAUAAUGCGUAAUAAAAAGAAAUCAAAAUAUAGUGGCUGCUUAUAGAUUUAUGAAAUACUGGAACACUUCAAUAAAAAUAGACGUAAAUUGUUUCUCAACUAAAA